UGUAGAAGCUGUGUAUGGCAGGGUGAUGUUAGCGAGCCGCAGGUAGCUGACAGCGCAGUGAAAGGAGCACAGCCUGCCACGUGCAGCCGAGCUAUUUGCUAAAUAACAUUAGCGGCUCUACGCUUAAAUAAACAGGUCGGACGCUGCCUGUGGCCUCAGUCAUGCCGUCCAGCCUAGGCUCCAGCGGUCCUGCCGCAGCCCUGAACGAGGUGCUGGAGAACACGGGCCGGCUGAUUGACAGGCACCUGCAGGACGAUCGCUGCUUCCCCGACCUGUCCGAGCUGCUCAAUGUGCCGGCACACAACAUGCCCUCUGUUUCUGGGGUGUCAGACAUGGACUAUCCUCUGCAGGGACCUGGGCUGAUGACUGUGCCGAGUCUGGCUGAGCUGAGCGGUGUCCGCAGGGUCCCGCUGCCCCCGGAGCUGGUGGAGCAGUUCAGCCACAUGCAGUGCAAUUGCAUGAUGGGAGUUUUCCCAGAGAUCAGCCGAGCAUGGCUCACCAUCGAUAAUGACAUCUUCAUGUGGAAUUACGAGGAUGGGGGGGAUGUGGCCUACUUUGAUGGGCUCAGUGAAACCAUCCUGUCAGUGGGGCUGGUCAAACCAAAGGCAGGGAUCUUCCAGCCCCACAUUCACUUUCUGCUGGUCCUGGCCACCCCCGUGGACGUUGUGAUCCUGGGCCUCAGCUUUCCCAAAGCUCAGACAGGCCUGAAUGACAGCAUGUCGGGAGGGAUGCAGCUGCUGCCGGACCCGCUGUACUCCAUCCCCACAGACAACACCUACAUGCUGGCCGUCACCUCCACGGACAUGGGCCGCAUCUUCCUGGCAGGGAAAGACGGCUGCCUGCACGAGAUCGCCUACCAGGCCGAGGCAGGCUGGUUCAGCCAGCGCUGCAGGAAGAUCAAUCACUCCAAGAGCAGCCUGUCCUUCCUCAUCCCCUCCCUGCUGCAGUUCUCCUUCUCUGAGGACGACCCGGUGGUGCAGAUUGCCAUUGACAACUCCCGCAACAUCCUGUACACGCGCUCAGAGAACGGAGUCCUGCAGGUGUAUGACCUGGGUGCAGACGGGCAGGGGAUGAGCCGAGUGGCAGCCAUGUCUCUGAACGCUAUUGUGACAGCUGCAGGAAACAUCGCCAGGACUAUUGAUCGCUCUGUGUUCAAGCCCAUCGUGCAGAUUGCAGUGAUCGAGCUGUCUGAGUCAUCAGACUGUCACAUGCUGGCCAUCACUCAUGCAGGGGUGCGUCUCUACUUCAGCACCACGCCUUUCGCCCCGCCUAACGCCCGGCACACCCCAGCCCGGCCCAGUAUGCUGGCACUGGUGCACGUUCGCCUACCUCCCGGGUUCUCAGCCUCCUCCACCCUGCAGAAGCCUACCAAAGUCCACAAGGCCCUGUACAGCAAAGGGGUUCUGUUGAUGGCAGCUUCUGAGACAGAGGACAGCGACAUCCUAUGGUGCAUCAACCAUGAUUCUUUCCCCUUCAAGAAGCCCCUCAUGGAGGCCCAGAUGACAUCAAGUAUAGAUGGCCACUCAUGGUCUCUCUGUGCCAUUGAGGAGGUGAAAGCAUCCAAAAUCCUCACUCCCCUGAACAAGGACAUUAUACCCAUCACUGAUUCGCCUGUGGUCGUGCAGCAACACAACGUUCCGCCUAAGAAGUUUGUCCUCCUCUCUGCCAAGGGGAGUCACAUCUUUCACAAGCUGCGGCCGGUGGACCAGCUGCGCCACCUGUUAGUGAGCAGCGCGGGUGGGGAGGGGGAAGAGAUCGAGCGCUUCUUCAAACUGCACAGAGAAGACCAGGCGUGUGCCACAGCUCUGAUCCUGGCCUGCUCCAGCGCCGCCUGUGACAGGGAGGUGUCCGUUUGGGCUACACGCGCAUUCUUCAGGUAUGGGGGAGAGGCACAGAUGCGUUUUCCCUCUGCCCUCGCUGCUCCCAGCAAUGUAGGUCCCCUCCUGGGAUCCCCUGUCCCCGGUUCCCCUAUGGGUGUUGGUAGUCCUGUUCCCAAUCCCAGCUUCCUAGCCACACCCGCUCCAGGUGUGAUGCCAUCCAACGUUUCCACUCCCCUCGUCCCCACCACUCCGCAGGCUCCAGGUGGUGCCCCUCUCACUGCCAUGUCCUCUGGCCCCGAGAUCGUCUUCUCUGGAAAGCACAAUGGGAUCUGUGUUUACUUCACCCGCAUUUUGGGGAAUAUCUGGGAUGGGAGUCUGGUGGUUGAGAAGACAGUGGAAAAAGGAACUCAGAUGGAGAGCACGGUCAGCUCCUCAGACCUGGAGGCGGUGCUUCUGGAGCUGCGGGGACUGAAGGACUUCCUUGACAAGAACUCGCAGUUCAGCCCUGCCUCUCUGGGUGCAGCCAGUUUCAGCUCCCCAGGGAACCUGCAGCAGAGGCUGCUGGGAUUUAUGCGCCCUGAUAGGGGCAGCUCCCAGCAGGUUCAGCAAGAGCUCCAAAGGAAGUACCACACCGAGGCACAGGCCUAUGAGAAGGUCUCUCUGCAGGGCAUUCAGCAGCUGGUGCAUCGUUCCUGUCAGACCCUGGCUCUGUGGAAACUCCUGUGUGACCACCAGUUCAACGUAAUCCUGGCUGAGCUACCCAAGGAGUUCCAGGAGCAGGUGAAGGGCAUUAGCUUUAAGGAUGUGGUGAUCCAUGGCCGCGAGCUGACUGGAGCGCUCAUCACAGCCCUCAUAAACGUCUACAUCAAGGACAGCGCCUCAGUGGACGGCAUUAGCUUCCACCUGCGAGAGAUCUGCCCCCUGUUGUACAGCAGCGACGACAGCAUCUGCUCCAAGGCUAACGAGCUGCUGCAAAGCUCUAGGCAGUUACAGAGCAAGACGGAGAGGGAACGUGCUCUGAGAGAGUCCCUGCAUCUCUACCAGCAGAUCAGCCACCACACCGACCUGCCUCUCGUCUGUACACAGUACCGCCAAGUGCGCUUCUAUGAGGGAGUGGUGGAGCUGUGUCUCAUGGCAGCCGAUAAGAAGGAUCCCCAAAGACUAGGCCCGCACUUCUAUAAGAAUGGAGAGCCUGAGGAGGAUGUGCCUGGACAGCAAGCCUUCCAGGAGAGACUGUCCUGCUAUAAGUGCAUCACAGAUACCAUGCAGGAGCUGGUGAACCAAAGCAAGGCAGCCCCUCAAUCUCCCAGUGUCCCCAAGCAACCAGGGCCCCCUGUCAUGACCUCGGACCCCAACAUGCUGAGCAAUGAGGAUGCCGCCGCCCAUUUUGAGCAGAUGAUCGGUCUCACCCAGAGAUCCCAGGAUGAGCUCUUCCAUAUAGCACUGUACAACUGGCUGAUCCAGGCCGACCUCACGGAUAAACUGCUUGAGGUGAAUUCUCCCUUCCUGGAGGAGCACCUGAUGCGCAUGAUCAAGCAGGACCAGAACAAAGUGCGUAACAUGGACCUGCUGUGGCGGUACUAUGAGAAGAGCCGCAGCUUCAGCAAAGCGGCGCACGUGCUGGCGCGGCUCGCAGACAUGCACAGCACAGAGAUCUCCCUGAAGCAGCGGCUGGAGUAUAUUUCCCGUGCCAUACUAUCUGCCAAGAGCUCCUCUGGCACCUCGGGCCAGGGUGCAGACGGGGAAUUCCUGCAUGAGCUGGAGGAAAAAAUGGAGGUGGUGAGAAUCCAGGUGCAGAUCCAGGAGACACUCAGCAGACAGUACUCCCACCACCCCUCUGUGCAAGGGGCGGUGUCUCAGCUGGACUCUGAGCUUAUGGACAUCACUAAGCUUUAUGGGGAGUUUGCUGAUCACUUCCGCCUGUCUGAGUGUAAGCUGGCCAUCAUUCACUGUGCUGGACACUCAGACCCCAUCCUGGUGCAUUCUCUCUGGCAGGAGAUCAUGGAGAAAGAGCUGAAUGACAGUGUUGCCAUGAACCCAGCUGACCGCAUGAGGGCGCUGAGUUUGAAACUGGUCUCACUGGGUAAAAUCUACGCUGGAACACCUCGCUACUUCCCUCUGGAAUUCCUAGUGAAGUUCCUGGAGCAGGAGGUGUGUCGGCUGAACUGGGACGUGGGCUUUGUCACCUUCACCAUGCAGGAGAUUGGAGUGCAGCUACCAAGGCUUCUGGAAGUAUAUGACCAGCUCUUCAAGACACGGGACCCAUGCUGGCAGCGUCUAAAGAAGCCGCUGCACCUGGUGGAGUGUAUCCACGUGCUGCUCUCAGGAUACGUGGAGGAUCCCAGCCAAGUGCCCAGUUAUGACAGGCGAAGGUUCACUAACGUGUGCCUGGACAACAUCUGUGGCUAUUUGGUGGAGCUGCAGUCUCUGAGCCCCAAUGCUGCGCUGCAGCACAUUAUCGGCAACUUCAAGGCCCUGCAGGCGAAGCUGGAGAGAUUGCACUGAGGUGAAAGGCCCAGCAUAGCGAAGGGCCUCACCCUGUUCCUGACUAGUUAAUACACGUGCCAAGUGACAGCCUCCAGUCUACAGCCUCGUCACUGGCUGGGUUGUGUGCCGCUGCUUUCUCUGGUUUCUCUGAACGUCGGCUCUCCAUGUAGGUCAUGAUGCCAAACUGAAGUGACCUAAAUGACUUAUCCUCUGUCUCUUCCUUGAGAAAUAAAUAUAAGCAGAUAGAUGAUUUGAGGUUGCAUAGGUCUUUUAUACUUUUAACUUACACUAGCAUUGCAGAAUGAACCUACCCCUCAUGCAUACCAUAUGCAGACUCAACCAAAUCGAAGGGCUACUUAUCAGAUGUGAUCUUUGUCUGUGAUAUUGCGGUCAGCACAAAAUGGGAAGGAGAGAGAGAAAGCAUUGAGUAAGGUUGCUUGACCCCUCUUGGUCUCAAAGGGAUUGUUAUGGUGGCUGUUUGUAUAAAAAGAACUUAAAUUAUGCAAUUAUUGUUAUGUUUGUGCACAGCUAUUUAUGUAUGGCACAUUCUGAACACAUUGCCUCUUAAGAUUCCAGGUAUGUUCAAUGGUGUAAGGGCUCAGCCAGUGAAAACUCCAUCCAGUGAGGAAUCUGCUGUCCCCUCAGGAUCAUUCUUGUUCAAUAAAGAAUACAUACUGGAAGCUCAUGUGUUUACAGUUUGAUGUCACCAAUGCCCUUUGUUGUUCUCCUUAUGAGCAGGUGGCUACAUCAGUGAAGCCUACGCAAGAGCAGUCUCUGUCAGUGAAAUAUGUUAGACUUUGUUUUGGCUCAUCUUGCGGUGUUCACUCCGAUGGACUCCUCCUCCAGGUGCUGCUGUAGUAUCAGAUGAGUUUGCUGUUCACACGGAGGGUGCAGCUCACAUUGGAGAUCCCUUACUGAGCUUAGUGCAUGCGUAAGCCCAGUAAGGGAUCACAUGUUGUACAGAAUCUAAACAGCCUUGAUCCUCCCUGAUGCCCUGGUAUAGAGGAAUAAUGUCCAACCACAUCAUGAUCCUGAAAGCAGUUUUCUGGCACUUGCUUUUUUAUUUUGAUGUGUGCACAUUCUGUGUGCUCUUUCUGGAUUCUUCAGCAAUGGCCUAGCAUUUAUGUAAUUGUGUACAAUUACU
Molecule: messenger RNA, 5451 nt
Organism: Megalops cyprinoides (Indo-Pacific tarpon)
Lineage: Eukaryota; Metazoa; Chordata; Actinopteri; Elopiformes; Megalopidae
Gene: nup155
Product: nucleoporin 155
Exons: 35
Coding region: 162-4325 (1387 amino acids)
Biological process (GO): protein localization to nuclear inner membrane; protein import into nucleus; RNA export from nucleus
Cellular component (GO): nuclear pore inner ring; nuclear pore
Molecular function (GO): structural constituent of nuclear pore
Source: RefSeq, a predicted model, not a curated record